Echinops telfairi (small Madagascar hedgehog) is the source of this 1564-nucleotide messenger RNA. It is a transcript of the gene NSMCE3, whose product is annotated as NSE3 homolog, SMC5-SMC6 complex component. Bases 69 to 956 code for a protein of 295 amino acids. The record is from RefSeq and is a predicted model, not a curated record. Gene Ontology annotation, cellular component: nucleus. NCBI's taxonomy places the organism in Eukaryota, Metazoa, Chordata, Mammalia, Afrosoricida, Tenrecidae. The transcript has a single exon. Gene Ontology annotation, biological process: negative regulation of transcription by RNA polymerase II.
CGAGAUCCCGCCGCUGCCGCCCGUUGCUAAGGCUGUGCGAAGGUCUUGGCCUCCGGCCGCGGGCUAGCAUGUUGCCGAAAGCGAGGGUCCGGAGUCGCCCGAGCACCUUGGCGGAAAGGCAGCGGGAGCGAGGCCUGGGUGAGGAGACGCGGGCCGCCGCCGCCGCCGACGAGGUCCCGAGCACCUCCCGCGGGCUGGGCGGCUCCCAGGAGGCCCCGACCCCUAAGUCCCGGUUUUCCCGCGCCCCCCAGGGACCCCCCGGCGUGGGACCCAGGUCGCAGAAGCAGCUGGAACUGAAGGUGGCCGAGCUGGUGCAGUUCUUGCUAAUUAAGGACCAGAAGAAGAUUCCGAUUAAGCGCACCGACAUCCUGAAGCACGUCCUGGGAGACUACAAGGACGCUUACCAGGAUCUCCUCAAACGCGCUGCCGAGCGCCUCGAGUACGUUUUCGGAUACAAGUUGGUAGAACUCGAGCCCAAGAGUAACACCUACAUCCUAAUCAAUACUUUGGAGCCGGUGGAGGAGGAUGCCGAGGUGAGGGGUGACCAGGACACGCCCACCACCGGCCUCCUGAUGAUCGUUUUGGGACUUAUUUUCAUGAAGGGCAACACCAUCAAGGAGACGGAAGUUUGGGACUUCCUGCGACGUUUAGGGGUGCUCCCCACUAAGAAGCACUUUGUUUUUGGGGACACAAAGAAGCUCAUUACGGAAGACUUCGUGCGACAGCGUUACCUGGAAUACCGGCGGAUACCCCACACUGAUCCUGUGGACUAUGAACUGCAGUGGGGCCCACGAACCCACUUGGAAACUAGUAAGAUGAAAGUUCUUAAAUUUGUGGCCAAAGUCCAUAACCAAGACCCCAAGGACUGGCCGGCGCAGUAUUGUGAGGCGUUGUCGGAUGAGGCUGCCCGCGCCAGACCUGUGCCCCAGCCGAAUGCCCCAGCUCCGGCCGUGUGAAAGCGACGUCUUUUCAGGGGUGCUCGUGGAGGCGGACCCAGAGAGCGGUGUGGCUGAAGACACUUAGAUAUAUGUAGCUUUACGAUAUGCUUGCAACGUUUUGUUCUUUUUCAUCUUGUAAGUUAACUGUUCCAAAUCAACAUUUAUAAAAUUUUUUAAAUCCCUAGAAGGAUUGUUAAAAUUGAAACUAAGCUUUUUUAGCAAAUGCUAGAUUUUUUUUUCCUUGCCGUGCUUUAUUGUCUGUAUUUUGUAUUAAAAAAUGUUUCUAGCUCUGUAAAACUAACUGGAAAACCUUGUGCCGUGAUCUGAAACAGAUGCAUAAGAAAGAACAGAAAUAAAAAACGAAAAAUUUUUGUACCAAGAAAAAAAUUAAAUGACUAUUUUCUGCCGCCUUUAACUAGGGAAAAGAAAAAUCUAUACAUUUAAAAAGUCAAAUGUCUUUGCCUUUAUUCUUACAGAAACAGCAAUUUUAUUUUUGUGUGUAUGAAAGCAUUUUACCUUUCUCCAAACAAUGUACAUAAUGUGUUUUCUCCUUACCUAGCUGUGUUACUAGGUUUUAUCUUUUUUCAUUUGCUGUUACAGUUAUAAUAAACACAAUUUUUGAAGUA